AUGCCUUCUAUUCCGUCUGUCUCAAGACCAAACCAAUCCGCACCACUAUUGUCUCAAGAUGCCCAACCCGGCUCAGCUGUAGGGUUCCAGCAGCAAGGCACGGUUGACUGGAUUUCGAUGGCGAAUGGGACUGUUGGCUUUAGUGUUGAUGUCCUCUCACGUCUCUCUAAGGCAGGAGUGGAAGCCCUCACUAUCUACGCUGCUAGGGCUAUCUUCACCAAUAUCCGACUAGGUGAAGUUGGCGAGCGUCGCCUAAAUGACGUCUUAGAAGCAGCUAAAGCCUUUCCAUCUAUCAGCAAUAUUCUCUGGUUUGGGUUUGGGGUGAAGCAUACUAUCAGAAGUAUGCAAGAAUCUUCAGAAGGGCUUGCAUGCCUCGGUAUAUGUGCCUCUCUUACUGAGCAGUAUAGUACUGUUAUUGCUGCAAAGGUUUUAAGGGAGCUAUUUUUACUUUAUAGCCCACCAGCUGACCUAACGCCAACAUUGCGAUAA
Molecule: messenger RNA, 489 nt
Organism: Fusarium mangiferae
Lineage: Eukaryota; Fungi; Ascomycota; Sordariomycetes; Hypocreales; Nectriaceae
Exons: 1
Coding region: 1-489 (162 amino acids)
Source: RefSeq, a predicted model, not a curated record